Molecule: messenger RNA, 2966 nt
Organism: Oncorhynchus tshawytscha (Chinook salmon)
Lineage: Eukaryota; Metazoa; Chordata; Actinopteri; Salmoniformes; Salmonidae
Product: tribbles homolog 1-like
Exons: 1
Coding region: 656-1150 (164 amino acids)
Biological process (GO): protein phosphorylation; regulation of MAP kinase activity; positive regulation of proteasomal ubiquitin-dependent protein catabolic process
Cellular component (GO): nucleus
Molecular function (GO): ATP binding; protein kinase activity; mitogen-activated protein kinase kinase binding
Source: RefSeq, a predicted model, not a curated record
UAUUGUGCUGAUGUUGCUUUCAGAGGCAGUUUGGAACUCGGUAGAGUAUUGCAACCAAGGACAGCUUUUGUAGCCACCUAACCAUUAGUCUAACCAUAAUCCUAACAUUAGCAAGCAGUUGCUUAUCGACAGAUAGUUUGUUGAUAGUAUGACCAUCUGUAGAGCAUCUACAGAUGGAAAAUCCAGACAAUCCAAAUAAAGUGUGACCGGUGAUCAUUUGACUUCGGAUCUAAUAACAGAGAGAUGUUAUAUAAAUGACGAGAUGGUCUCUGUGAGUGUUUGUCGCAAAGACAGAAAGGCAGGUGGGAGGAAGUGAGAUCAGGUGGGAACAUUCUAGCCAGUGAGAGGGCAGAUACGCGUGUGAACAACAGACUCCAACAUAAAAUAGAUUUCUCAAAGUUGCCGAGAUGCCACGUACGUCCACUUAUAUCAGUACAUUCGUAACAAGAUAAACAUUACGGAACUUAUAUUUGAUCAAAUAAGUCUCACUUAGCAAAUUAGCAAUCACAAUUUUUGUUGACCAAAUCCGACACUCUCUCAUAGACCUCCAUACAAAAAAAUACCCUCUUGGUCUGCUUAUCGCUGUAUUCUCGCGUGGACAGAUUUUAAUGUGAGUGGAGCCUCUUGCUUCGCCCUCUCUGUUAAUAACCAACCCAUGCUCUUUCUGUCCUGUAGGACCCAUGUGAAGCUGGAAGGCCUGGAGGACUGCAGGGUUCUAGAAGGAGAAGAUGACUCCAUGUCAUACACCUAUGGCUGCCCAGCCUAUAUCAGCCCAGAGAUCCUGAGCGUCUCCAGCUCCUACUCCGGGAAGCAGGCGGACGUCUGGUCCCUAGGGGUGAUGCUCUACACUAUGCUGGUGGGACGCUACCCUUUCCACGACCCAGACCCAGCUACCCUCUUCUCCAAGAUCCGCCGGGGCCAUUGCUGCCUACCCGAGAGCCUCUCUCCCCGGGCCAAGUGCCUGCUGCGAUCCCUGCUGAGGAAAGAACCAUGGGACAGACUGACUGCCGCCGAGGUGCUUAUCCAUCCGUGGUUCCACACCACUGCCACCAACGCACAGGAAACAGGGGUCAGUGAACAGGAAGUGGGCUCAGUGGAACAGACAGUGCCUUCCUGUGAUGUGGAAGAGGAGGAUGAUCUGUUCUGUUGAUCGAUGGGGUGCGUCACCGUGACUGACUCAACCCCUCGAGUGGAAUCGGACCAAAACAUGCUCAAAUGUUACCUUCAAGAGGGUUUACAUUUUAUUUUGAUUUGUUUUUGGAUAAUGGUGGUAUACUGUUGUGUAUGUACCUCAGACACAAGUUUAUAACUCAAAAGUACUGUAGUGUUUCAUCUAUGUGUGUUAGAUUAAGGGAAUUGUGUGAAGUACUCCACCAUCAUUGUGCGUUGUGUUCACAAGAAGUAAUUUGGUGCUAAAAACCAGCUCACCGUCACAUGAUGAUGUUUUAUUAGAGUAGAUUAAAGAUACAAUCUGUUGUUCAAACGACACCCUGACACUGUUUUGAUAAAUAGCUGUGGGAAUAACAGAGUAGAAACUCAGGGGCUAAUAGAGGUGUGGGAAAGUGUAUAUUAGUACCCUUAGUACUGAACUGACAUCUGACUAUUUCUACGCUGAGUACUGAACUGAUAGACUAUUUCUACCCUGAGUACUGAACUGAUAGACUAUUUCUACGCUGAGUACUGAACUGAUAUCAGACUAUUUCCACGCUGAGUACUGAACUGACAUCUGUCUAUUUCUACACUGAGCACUGACAUCGGACUAUUUCUACGCUGAGUACUGAACUGAUAUCUGACUAUUCCUACCCUGAGUACUGAACUGACAUCGGACUAUUUCUACCCUGAGUACUGAACUGACAUCGGACUAUUUCUACCCUGAGUACUGAACUGACAUCUGUCUAUUUCUACGCUGAGUACCGAACUGACAUUUUACUUUUUCUAUGCUGAGUAAUGAACUGAUAGACUAUUUCUACGCUGAGUACUGAACUGACAUCUGUCGAUUUCUACCCUGAGUACUGAACUGACUAUUUCUCCCCUGAGUACUGAACUGAUAUCAGACUAUUUCUACCCUGAGUACUGAACUGACAUCUGUCUAUUUCUACGUUGAGUGCUUAACUGGCAUCUGACUAUUUCUACCCUGAGUACUGAACUGAUAUCGGACUAUUUCUACCCUGAGUACUGAACUGAUAUCUGACUAUUUCUACGCUGAGUACUGAACUGAUAUCAGACUAUUUCUACGCUGAGUACUGAACUGACAUCGGGGCUAUUUCUACGCUGAGUACUGAACUGACAUCGGGGCUAUUUCUACGCUGAGUACUGAACUGACAUCUGACUAUUUCUACCCUGAGUACUGAACUGAUAUCUGACUAUUUCUACGCUGAGUACUGAACUGAUAUCAGACUAUUUCUACGUUGAGUACUGAACUGUACUGUGAUUACUGCUCCUCCUUUCAAAUCUGAGGUUCAAUGGCUCCAUCGCCAUGGUUAGUCUGUCCAUUUGGCAGCCUGUUACCUUUAUAGGGCACCACAACCCUUUGGGCCCUGGUCAACAGUAAUGAAUUACAUAGGGAGUAGGGUUCCAUUUGUGAUGCCGACUAAGACAGUGAUGUUGCCUCUCUUUAAAGUCCAGCAGUCAUUUUCUUCUCGUCUGUUGUGGCCCAGGUAGUGUUUCCUCAAUGUUGUUUGGCCAAAUUAAUCUACAAUCAACUAUUGGUUUUAUUAGGCCUUUCAUUAUCUAUUGUUUUAUUUGAUCUUCUGAAAAGCUGUUUGACGUAGGGUGAACCACGUAUAAACUCGAUGUAGACUUUAACUGACAGGCGUGCACAGCAUUUAUAGUGCGCUGUGAAUGAAGUAUUUGUGGCACAUUCUCAAAGCUUGACCACGUAGGUUAAAGAGGAAAUAUGAUUCAUUGUAAAAACAUGUAAAUAUGUAUGUGGAGAAAUGUUAUAAAAUAUAUAUUUUAUAUUCAGA